Messenger RNA from Linum tenue, 438 nucleotides. The record is from the annotation of a GenBank genome assembly. Lineage: Eukaryota; Viridiplantae; Streptophyta; Magnoliopsida; Malpighiales; Linaceae.
AUGGAGAGAUGGCGAAAAGAUACACAUUGCUUCAACUUUCGGGAAGGAGAGUGCACUAUCACUCUAAAGGACGUCGCCAUCCUAACCCAUAUGCCCAUCGACGGCAAAACGGAGUGUGUGAGUGAUCAUGCGCCCGAGGAUGUUGGCGAUAUGACCGGUUGGCAGCAUUUGAUCCACAGUGUUUUGGGGGUGCGAGUGCCAAUAAAGGGGAGCGUUGAUGCGACAGAUCGCUUAGCACCAUUGAGGAAAAACCAAGUAUCAAUCACUUGGUUGACGAAGUGGUUGAAGGACCAACACGAUCCUACAAAAGGCGGGGUGCGCCUGACCGAGGAAAGUCCCGAAGAGGUGAAGAAAAGAUAUGCUCGUGUCUAUCUCAUAGGCAUGAUCGGAGGAGUGUUCUUCUCCAAAAAAUCCAACAAUUUACUUAGCUGUGGAUGA